GCCCAAGCAAUUGAAGGGGAGAGAGAGAGAGAGGGAGAGGGAGAGGGAGAGAGAGGGAGAGAGAGAGACUCUGGUGGAGUAGGGGGGGAGAGAGAGAGAGAGAGACAUGGGGGCAAUCGUCGUCGAUGAAAAGCUGAAGUGGGUCGAGCCCUCGGUCAGACUUUCUCGCUCCUGACCCUCUGUGAUCUCUCCCUCUUGUAUCUGUGUCUUCACUCUCUGCCUACCCUCUUCCCUGCUAACGCACAAACGGCAGAGGGAAGAGAACAGGGGAAGAGCAAGAGCAAGAGGAGAGGGAAUCUGCCGAAGAGGCCAGGCCAGGCCCCCCUUUUUGAUUUCUUCCUUGGGAUUCAAUCGGGUGCAGUUCUAUAUCUAUAAUGCCGGAGGUGAUUGUCUGCCCAAUCCCGAUUCCCCGAGGAAGUCGCUCCCUUUUAUGGUCACCUUUGGGACUAUGCUUACAUCGUACCACCGUUGAGUUGAACAAGCUGAAGUAACCCCUUAUGGUGUGAGAUUUUGGAGUUUUUGAUGUGGGUAUUUGGGAACACAUUGGCUGUUCUUUCUGGGGAUAUUGAAUUGCUUGAUGGGCUGAAGAAAUGAAAUUGAGGAACACAGCGAACAGGCAAGCAUCUUCGGCGGCAAUGAGGGAGUACAACGGCGCUGCGUACGUCACCAUUACCGAGGUGCCAUCCCCUAGGGCACCAGCUUCCUUCAAGAAAGUCUCGAUCCUGCCCCUGGUCUUCCUCAUCUUUUACGAGGUCUCCGGAGGGCCGUUUGGGGUGGAAGACAGCGUUGGGGCAGCAGGUCCCCUUCUAGCCCUGGUUGGCUUUCUGGUCUUCCCUUUGAUAUGGAGCGUCCCUGAGGCUCUGAUAACUGCUGAGAUGGGUACUAUGUUCCCCGAAGAUGGCGGUUAUGUUGUCUGGGUUUCCUCGGCACUCGGCGAUUACUGGGGCUUCCAACAAGGUUGGAUGAAAUGGCUUAGUGGGGUUAUAGACAAUGCCCUCUACCCAGUUUUGUUCCUCGACUACUUGAAAUCGGCAAUCCCAGCUCUAGAUGGUGGGUGGCCUCGAGUGCUUGCAGUGUUGGCACUCACUGUUGUGCUCACUUACAUGAACUAUCGUGGAUUGACCAUUGUGGGUUACAUAGCAGUGGCUCUCGGUGUUUUCUCUCUUAUGCCCUUCGUGGUGAUGGCGCUAUUAUCAAUUCCAAGAUUGGAGCCCUCUCGGUGGUUAGUUGUGAACUUGCACCAUGUCGACUGGAACUUGUACCUAAACACCCUCUUCUGGAACCUCAACUAUUGGGACUCCAUAAGCACUCUCGCUGGGGAGGUGGAGAACCCAAAGAAGACCCUCCCGAAAUCCCUCUUCUAUGCUCUGAUCCUCGUGGUUCUGGCCUACUUCAUCCCUCUCCUGGCUGGUAUCGGUGCAGUCCCGCUGGACCAGUCCCUCUGGACUGAUGGGUACUUUUCGGACAUAGCGAAGAUCAUUGGAGGUGUGUGGCUUCGGUGGUGGAUGCAGGCAGCUGCAGCCACUGCAAACAUGGGGAUGUUUGUGGCUGAGAUGAGCAGUGAUUCCUUUCAACUUCUCGGAAUGGCCGAGCGAGGAAUGCUCCCUGAAUUCUUCGCCAAGAGAUCUCGGUACGGGACCCCUCUUGCAGGCAUCCUAUUUUCUGCCUCAGGCGUGCUCCUCCUCUCGUGGUUGAGCUUCCAAGAGAUCGUGGCCGCAGAGAACUUCUUGUACUGCUUUGGGAUGAUCCUCGAGUUCAUAGCCUUCGUGAAGUUGAGGAUAAAGUAUCCGAAUGCCUCACGCCCCUAUAAGAUUCCAGGCGGGACAGUCGGGGCCAUUGCUUUGUGCGUCCCUCCUACCAUACUCAUAGGCAUCGUCCUUGCUCUCUCGACGCUGAAGGUUGCGAUUGUGAGCCUAGGGGCGGUGGUGAUUGGGCUGUUAAUGCAGCCUUGUCUCAAGUUUAUGGAGAGGAAGAGGUGGUUGAAGUUCACAAAGAGCACAGAUCUCCCAGAUCUCGAUCAGGGGACUAACGUGGCAUUGGUGGACUAGUAGAUCGUGUUUGUGCAGUAGAACUAUGAAAGAAACGUCGUGUCGAAAGGGAAAUUCUGUUCAUCAUCUCAUGUGUUUUAAAGCUGAUUGUAGAUAGGGAAGAAAAUGUUUUAAGUGUAGAUUUCUGUCAAAUUCUAGUUUUCAGGUUCUACUCAUCAAACUUCAUUAAAGAAUUUGCAGCUGUUGUGAUCUUAUGAUGUCUGUCCCUCCCGGUAAGGGGCAAAAGAAGCGGGAAAUUGGAAAAGGUGAUUCUGGGUA
This is a messenger RNA of Punica granatum (pomegranate), 2306 nucleotides long. The record is from RefSeq and is a predicted model, not a curated record. NCBI's taxonomy places the organism in Eukaryota, Viridiplantae, Streptophyta, Magnoliopsida, Myrtales, Lythraceae.